CCCGGCAAGUUGAAUCAUUUUAUUUCAUGUUUAUUUUAUAGUUUGUUUUUCUAAUGCUGGCUUUUAUACAUGCAAGUCAAGAGUUCUACUGUUCAAGUGUGAUUCUAGUCCCAACUAAAGCCAUACAUUUAGGGUUAAAAAACGGUAUAACACAAUAGAUUAUGCUAGUGCAGAGGCAAGCCAGUUUCUUUGAGUUUGAGAACAGCCUGCUCUAUAUAGUGUGACUCUGCCUCAAAAAUAAAAUAAAAUAAAAUAAAUGAAAAGUUUAAACAAGCAUGUAACAUGAUUUUAUAUGUCUGACAAAAGGCAGUUUGUCUUGCUUCAAGUCCUAGCUUCCCUGUUUUCUACCUGUCUUUGUUGGACAAUUUAAUAUCUCUUGGCAUAAAAUGUGAUAAUUGAACCUUGCUUAUGACUAUUAGUAUUAAUAAGGAUAAUUCAUAGUCAUAAUAAGUAUAAGCUGCUGCCUAGUUAUUGUUAUUUACUUAUCUAUUAUUUCAGUUUUAGAAUAUUAUUUUGGCCUCAGUGAAACUGUGGCAAAAGAUAAGUGUGGCUUGAAUUGGGGUGCUGGAAACACUUUUUAAGACAUUCAGUAGGUGAUUAAAGCAUUAGAUGGUGGCAGACUGGUUGGCUGUCUGGAACUGUAGGAUUCUUUUUCAUCCCAUGUUUUCAGACUACAGCUGUGCUGAGAUACUGGAAUAUAAAAUUGCAGAUCAGGAGACUGAUGGAUAUAUUGUGUAAGAGGUUCUCAGGGGUAGAACCCUCAGCAUACAUGUGCUAGGGACUGGGAGAGUAGGAACAGGAGUGCCUCAAGUUAUCAGUGAGUGACAGUGAUUUAAAUACAAAAAGCUCUGAGGCAGGAGGCUGUCCCUUCUGUGCUGCUCUUCUCUACUGAGGCCUGUCACAUACUGUUAUUAGUCUCCUUGAACACGUCUCUGGGGUCCUUACUUUCCUGAAUUAAAGUGUUCACACUUCACUGAACUGUGAUUGUAAGCAUCCUUUGCCCACAGUAAGAAAGCAUGUAUAAAAAUAAAUAAAAAUACAAGUUGGACCACAUGGUUUUUUGUUCAAGUGUACAGAUCUCCUAGGAUUACUACAGUUGCAGCAUUUGUUUUCCUUUACUGAUGAGGUGAGGCUUUAUUCAGGCAAAAUUAUACCAUUCCCACAGCACCCAGUUUAUGAAAACGGAAAGCACCGUUUAUGACAUUAUCCAAAAAAGUAGUGUGUUAUUUCAAUUUGCAUUGUUUUAGAUAAGUAGAAACAAGAUUGAACUGUAAGAUGCAAAGACUUGGUACCUGAAUAUCUGUGUACUGUCACUCCACUCAAGUGGAGUACCUAACUAAACUGAGGAAGAAGGAGAGACCAAAUACCAUCAUUUCCAAAUAUUAGCCAAUAUCUAAUAAAUGAUAAAGGAAAAUUGAGGCUGAAUAUUGUCUCUCAUCUGUAACAUCUUGUGCAGCUGAAUUAGACUUCCUCAGGUGCCAUGUACUGUUAGCAUGCUUCCUCCUGUGACACUGUCCUUUGUUCUUGGGGACACAAAAAUAGGACUUUCACCCUCUCUCCUCUGGUACUGUACUUCAGCCCAAAUCCUGACUCCUCCCUCUCUCCAUCCCCACCUCUGCCUAUGUUUCUUACUGGCAAUCUGAAUUCUGCUCAUUUACCUAUGAGGAAGAUUGCAGACCGACAAGGAAACAGCUUUCAGAUACUUCCUGUGAGCACACCAAGUCAGUGCCUACUGUGCCGUCCGGAAGCUCCUCUGUGGGAAUAAAUGGUAAUGAGUUGUCCAGCACGCUAGAGUGUGUGUGUACCCUAGCACACGUUUCCCUUCCCUGCCCCCUUUCUUCCUUUUCCCAAGCCCCUCUCUCUGCUUCUCCUCCUACUCCUUUAGCCCCUCCCUCUGUGCCUUAGUUCUGCAGUAGGCUGGCUUUACGAACAUUCCUGCAUUGCAAGGCUUUCGGUUAAGGAUGAAUUGUGGCUUUUGUUUGGAUUACAGCAUGCAGAAUCACAGCUGUUCAGAGGAGACUCAUUACAACUCCUGCUGAAGCUACUAAUCUUCCUCCCUCUGCCCCUCCCCCACCCACACUUGGCCUGAAGACACUGUCCCCAGUUUGCCUUACUCCCUUGCUAUGUGUAUGGUGAACCUGGCAGUAUGGCUGCAUCUGGGACUGGCCAGACAACUGCUGUUGGCUUUCCCUAUUCCAGGAAGAAUUUAAAGGGAAAUUGUACAGCAGGCAGUAUACCCACCACAGCAGCAACCCCAGGAACGUGGUGACUAGGGCUCCCUGGCUUUGUCACAGGCAUGCAAAGCUGACUGCCAUAACAGUAGCUGCUCCUGAGAACUGAGACAGCAGCCAGGUGGCAGCAUGAAGUGAGAGCCAGUUCCUGAGCACGAGAUGAACUCCACCUGGGAUGGUAAUCAGAGCAGCCAUCCUUUCUGUCUUCUGGCACUGGGCUACUUGGAAACUGUCAGGUUCUGUCUUUUGGAAGUGCUGAUUAUUGUCUUUCUAACUGUAUUGAUUAUUUCUGGCAACAUCAUUGUGAUUUUUGUGUUUCACUGUGCACCUCUGUUGAACCAUCAUUCUACAAGUUAUUUUAUCCAGACAAUGGCAUAUGCUGACCUCUUGGUUGGGGUAAGCUGCCUGGUCCCUUCCUUAUCACUCCUCUCCUACCCUCUUCCAAUUGAGGAGGCCAUGACUUGCCAAGUAUUUGGUUUUGUAGUGUCAGUUCUGAAGAGCAUCUCUAUGGCUUCUCUGGCCUGUAUCAGCAUUGAUAGAUACAUUGCCAUCACUAAGCCUUUAACCUAUAAUACCCUGGUUACUCCCUGGAGACUACGCCUCUGUAUUUUUCUGAUUUGGCUGUAUUCCACCCUGGUCUUCCUGCCUUCCUUCUUCCACUGGGGUAAACCCGGAUAUCAUGGAGAUGUAUUUCAGUGGUGUGCAGAAUCCUGGCACACCAACUCCUACUUCACAUUGUUCAUCGUGAUGAUGCUGUAUGCCCCAGCUGCCCUCAUUGUCUGCUUCACGUAUUUCAACAUCUUCCGCAUCUGCCAGCAACACACAAAAGAAAUCAGCGAAAGGCAAGCCCGAUUCAGCAGCCAGAAUGGGGAGACUGGGGAAGCCCAGACCUGUCCAGAUAAGCGCUAUGCCAUGGUCCUAUUCAGAAUCACCAGUGUGUUUUAUGUCCUCUGGUUGCCAUACAUCAUCUACUUCUUGCUGGAGAGUUCUACUGGCUGCAGCAGCCGCCUUGCAUCCUUCCUGACUACCUGGCUUGCUAUUAGUAACAGUUUCUGCAACUGUAUCAUUUACAGUCUCUCCAACAGUGUUUUCCAGCGAGGACUAAAGGGCCUUUCAGGGUCUGUGUGUACUUCUUGUGCAAGUCACACCACAGCCAAGGACCCUUACACAGUUAGGGGCAAAGGACCCCCUAAUGGAUCUCAUAUCUGAGGGGGGCUCAUAUAUUCAGUCGCUCUAUUUUCAAGGAGAAAGGAUGGCUUUGGUUCAGUUUUUUUCUCUCCAUCUCUGCUUCCAGUUCGCUAGAGAAUUAAGAGCAGCUACAGACUAUCCAGAUAACCUUCAUAGUUUGCAGAAUUUCCUUCCUAAAUGAGAUUUAAAAUUAGAAGAAUCAGGAUCAUGAAAAGAAUCACUCUUGAUCCAGUUUUUGAAAUGUCAUGGAAGUGACUACAGUUCUCAGAUUCAAAAGGAGUAAAGCCAUAGUUGACACCUCUCCCCACUGGCGUGGCUGAAUCUGGGUGUGAAAAGCAUCAGCAUGUUAAAAAUAACCAUUUUCUUGUCCCUUUCUGGAUUCUUAAAUGCAAGUUGGAAUUUAUGUGCAAUUGGUAUCUUCUAACAGAAAAUAUUAACAUAUAUUGAUGAACUAGCAAGGAUUUUCUUUAUUUGUGCCAAAAUAUAACUGUACUGCAAGUUUAAGCAUUCAUUUGGAUAGUGAAAUGUUUUCUUUUCUUGCCUUUUGAGAGCAAUCUCCAUAGGAUGAGUAAUGUGAGCACUGAAUAUUAAUUUAUAGAGUUUUGAAAUGAAGCAACUGUGCAGUGAAGCCACACAGUGUGUGAGAGCCAGCUGCUUUCACCUCAUGCUUCUGAGCAUUGUGAGCAUGUGUGCAGUAAUGACAUUACAGUGCUCUUUCUGGGCCUCUGUCUGUAAAUAUUGAGAAUGUGUACACUGAGUUGGAUUUUUUAUAACAAAAUAUAUUUAAAUAAAUAAUAGAUGGACAGCUUUCUAGUUGUAAUGUGAAAAUAUGUUUUUUAAAGUGACUGUAGUGUUUUCUGUUCUAAUCCAAAGUCUUCAAUGAGAACUGAGUCCACUGACGCAAUCAGCCCAGGGUCAACGUAAACUGUCUGUCUUCUAAAUAGUCAGCUAGCAUCACAGUUUUGGAAAACAUUUUUUGGACCCUAUUAAGGAGGCCUCCUGGAAGGGGAGCAGGGGACUCUGGUUGGGCCAAGUCUCCUUCAUGCUAUCCUAUUUUUGGAAAAAAAUCCUUUGAGAUACAUUUCUUGCCUCACUUGUCUGGUUUUGUUUUUCCAGAGCAUUAACAAAUGUAUAGGAUUUUAUUGUUUAGAACUCAGAUAUUCUGUGUUUAUAAGUAGAGUUAACCUUUUAAAAGUGUCUUGAAAGCAAGAGAAUUGUUUGUCUAAUAGGAGAGAAGGUGUUUGUCAGUUAGUGUCAGAAUCCCCUCUACUGCAUGCUAGUUUUCAUUUUUAUUGUCAGAAAAAUUAAUUGGCCUCUGCCUUUGGCUAGAGGUUGUAGUGUGCAUACAACAGUUAUAUUUGGUGAAGUGGACAAUGGAGGAAACCCAAAAAAAGGACACAGAUACUUUAUAACAUAGGCAGCUAUGCCUCCUCGCCUUUUCACCCUGAUGUUAAAAGACUGUUCUUUUAAAAAAGAAGACAUGUUUCUUUCCUUACACAUACACACCAUUCUGGUAUUGCACCCUUGCAAACAAGGCAAAUAAUUUUUACUUGUAUAUCCAUAGCAGAGUUUAUUUGUUCUGUUUGCUGUGUUUUCUGACUUUCCUAAAACUCACUAUCUAGACCAGACUGGCCUGAACUCACAAAAAUCCACCUGUCUCUGCUGGGAUUAAAGAUCCACCCUACCCUACUUCCAGCCAAUUUGGAUUUUAUGUUUUAACCUCAUAUGUGUUCUGUUUUAAGUUUUUUAAAUGACUGAGAAUUAUAAAACCGUUAAAAUUUCAGAUUCCAAGUUAUAUUGGCAGGUGGGUCUCUGAGUUCAAGAUCAGCUGCU
This is a messenger RNA of Mus caroli (Ryukyu mouse), 5252 nucleotides long. It is a transcript of the gene Gpr21, whose product is annotated as G protein-coupled receptor 21. The record is from RefSeq and is a predicted model, not a curated record. Gene Ontology annotation, biological process: G protein-coupled receptor signaling pathway. Gene Ontology annotation, cellular component: membrane. Gene Ontology annotation, molecular function: G protein-coupled receptor activity. NCBI's taxonomy places the organism in Eukaryota, Metazoa, Chordata, Mammalia, Rodentia, Muridae.